UGGGAUGGACCUCCACUGGGGACAAUGUUCCCAUCCCCAUGAGGGCAUCCCCAGCGCCUCAUCUCCUGCUGUCACCCCAUCUCCCUGCCUUGCUCACCCCAGAGCUCCCUCAGACCCCACUUAACCAACUUGUCUGAACUGCUGCACAUCAGAGACCCCCAGCCUGUCCUCUGCAAACCCAUACAAGAAAUCCCAAGGUUUUAGUCCAAGCCAAACACUCCACAGCAGAACAGGCCCCCAGCAGACCCAGCUUCCCCCAGGAGGGGACUUGGGACUGCAGACGUACCAGCCCCACUUCCUGCAAUUCACUCCAUUUCCCAUUGCCAUACAAUGCGUUUAUUAUUUUGUCCAUAGGAAGCAUCACUUCACGUUGUUCCUCCUGGAUUUUCUCCUGUGCUGGUCCCAUUAGCAAAGAAAUAUGCCUCUUGCAGGGCAAGCAAAUGGUCCCUCAUGCUGACUGAUAUCAGAGCUGAGAGGUUCCUCUCCUGCUUGGGGAAGGGUUCUCCUUUGUCGGACAGCAACAGGAGCAGGGUUACAGCCUAUCGGGUUUCUUGCCUUCCUGCAGGUCCCCAGUUCCGAGCUGCAGGAUUCUGUGAGUACCUCAACUCCAGUUUCUUUCCCAUCAGGAAGUGACAGCUCUCUGCAGAGAAAAAUCACGAUUCUCUGUAGAUACAGGAGAACCAGAAGCUGCCUCAAAGGUAUGAAAGCUCUUCAUCACAUUUAAUAGAUUCUGGGCACACGACUUGUGCAUGUUCACUAAAAAAUACCUGGCUUGUGCUUUACACAAGAGCUUAGUAUGAAUAGGUUGGCAAUGACCAAAGAUUAUUUUCUGUAAAAUAAAUCCAGUCUUCCAAGAACUGCUCUGUAAAGACCCGUGUGCCAUGGGGACCGGCCCCAGCCCCGCACACUGCUGGCCCGCUCAGCUCAGUCCCUGCGUGGGGCUGAGAGCUUUGUGCGAAGGAGAGCGGCUCCUCCGAGUGCCCCAGGCUGUUGGUCAGACAUCCCAGGCUGUUUGUCAGACAUCCCAGGCUGUUUGUCAGACAUCCUUCAGGUGCAUCCUGUCAGACAUUUCCCAGUGCCGAGCGCUCGCAGAGGUGCGGGUGAUCUGCCCUUGGCCUCCUGCCCACAGGAUACCAGUCUGAAGGCAGAGCCGACCUUCCGCUGCAGGCUCAGAUAAAGCCUCAUGCAGCUGCUUAGGAGUUCCUUCGUGUCUUCUGCUUUUAAAAAUACAGAUGUGCAGAGUGCAAAAUGGGUGUCCCACAUCUCCUGCUGGAGUGCUGAGCAGCGGGGAAGGGCUCGGCAGGGGUGUGAGGGGAGCCCAGUGACCAGCGAGUCCCUGCAGACAGCUCCAGAAAUGGGGCUGAAGUGGAUGGGUGUGGGCUGGACGCAUGCCCUGGCCUCAGCAGGAGGACAUCCUCACAGGAUAUCCUGGUAGAACAUCACUUUGCUUCAGGAUCAACCUUUAACCUCCGCAGAGAGAUGCUCUGGCACAAGUCCAACCCCCCUUGUACAAAUCUGAGCUCUUUGCAAGCAAUUGCACGCCAUUAUUUCUCCCGGGGAUCACCAUCAGCUGCUGAAAAUGAUUCAUGAGGAGAAAAGAUGAAUGAUGAGCAGCUCUUGCACCUUCCAAACCACUCUGCAGGGUUGGUCCCAGCCGUGGAGCCAGGGACUUGCACUGCGGUUGGUGUUACCUCUUUCGCUUCUCUUCCACAGUUAUGUUCUUGCUCAUUUUUCGGGCUCAUAGGACAGACUAAAGAAAAUAAAUAUAGAACAGGAUAGGGUAGGGUAGGGUAGCAUAGGGUAGGAUAUUCGAAAAGGACCUACAAAGAUAAUCAAAGAACACUUAUUUUCUACUGCACUUUAAGUACAAGAUGAAAGGGGAAUGUAGCAGCAUCCACCUCAGCUUCACCAACCCCGGGGACCAGAAGAUGCAGCACUGCGAAUGAGGCAGCUUGGGAGAAGUCACACGAUGUGUAGGUGUGCCAGUGCUCAGCAGCCGUGAAAGAAGAAGGUCAUUCUCAGCAUAGGGGAAAUAAAAGUUAUAUAUGUGGAUAUAUAGAUACACUUAGAUAUCUAGGGCAGGGCAGGGUAGGGUAGGGUAGGGUAGGAUGGGAUAGGGUAGGGUAGGAUGAAGAUAUGUGGAUAUAUAGAUGCACAUAUAUAGAUAUGGAAAAGGAAUUAAAGGAUGCAAAAACUGAAAAAGAAAUUGGGAACGAUGGACAAUCUGUUUUUGUAAAAAAGUACUGUUUGGGGAAAAUGUCAAUCUUAAACCAUCACAUCAUUUCAGAAAUAAGUUCCAAACCCCUCUACGCUUUAGCCUGUAGGCUUCAUCAUCUGAGGUUCACAGUAACAGAAGGAAAUGCAAGGAAAUCACUGCCUCCCAGUAACUUUCUACUCAUCCAGCGUUUGGUUUUCCCUUCUGUAUGUAACAGUUUUCACGAGCACGGGACAGCAAAGAAAAGGAGAAGCAGGCUGACCGAAGCUCACACCCACACUGUGCAAGUUCGGAGCCAACGGAGUGCGUCCGAGCUGUGUCCCGUGGCAUUGGUCGCAGUGAUGUCACCGCCCUGCCAGCUGUUUUCACGUCACUCACUGAAGAAAUUUUGCUUGCUGGAGGGAAACGAAAUCCAGGAUUUCCUGUUCUGCAGCCGCUGUGCCGGGCUGCAGAUGCCGGCAGGAUUCCUUCCAGCGCUCCAAAAACAUGUGGGAGUUUGGAGGGGAGCCGCCGGAGCCGGGAGCGCUGCACGGAGCUGUCGCAAAGCAAAGCCGAGGGCUCGCUGCUCUUGCAGCCUAGCAUGGAUGCCAGCCCCGUGCAGGAUGGGAGCUGCGGGGAGGAAGCCUCCCUCCGCCUGAACCCACUGGUGAGCAAGGAGCCUGGGCCGAGAUGGAGAGCAACGCGUCCUCGGGGAACUGCAGCCAGCCCCAGAUGUCCUUCCAGAACACGCUGUACGCAGCCACCUACACCAUCAUCUUCAUCCCCGGCCUGCUGGCCAACAGCGCUGCCCUCUGGGUGCUGUGCCGCUUCAUCAGCAAGAAGAGCAAGGCCGUCAUCUUCAUGAUCAACCUGGCCGUGGCCGACCUGGCGCACGUCCUCUCGCUGCCGCUGCGGAUGUAUUACUACAUCAACCACACGUGGCCCUUCGGGACCUUCCUCUGCCAGAUGUGCUUCUACCUGAAGUACCUCAACAUGUACGCCAGCAUCUGCUUCCUCACCUGCAUCAGCAUCCAGCGGUACCUCUUCCUCCUGCAUCCCUUCAGGGCCAAGGCCUGGAAGCGUCGCUACGACGUGGGGCUCAGCGCGGCCGUCUGGCUCUUCGUGGGCGCUGCCUGCCUGCCCCUACCCAUCGUCAGGAGCCCGGCCCUGUCCAACAGCACCACCACCUGCUUCUCCGACCUGGCCGUCAAGCAGCUGACGCCGGGAGCCUCCAUCGCUCUGGUGACGGUGGCGGAGCUCUUCGGGUUCGUCAUUCCCUUCGGCAUCAUCGCGUGGUGCACCUGGAAGAUGCGGCAGUCGCUGCGGGAGGGCGGGACGCAGCUGCAGAGCGCCAGCGAGAAGCAGAAGGCGCUGCGGAUGGUGCUGAUGUGCGCCGCCGUCUUCUUCAUCUGCUUCACCCCCUACCACAUCAACUUCCCCUUCUUCAUGAUGGUGAUCGAGAACAUCAUCACGGACUGCACCGUGCACAGCAACACGCUCCGCUUCCACCCCAUCUCCCUCUGCCUGGCCAGCCUCAACUGCUGCCUGGACCCGGUCCUCUACUACUUCAUGACUUCCGAGUUCCAGGACCAGCUGCUGCAGCACGGCUGUGCUGCCCUAUGGGCUCGCCUCACACGCAGCCGACGCAGCCUCUCCGGGAGCGAUGGCAGCCACGACAUCCGCACCAAGAGGAGAAACCUGCCACGGUUUCAGUUUUGGUCCCUCCCCAAGUUCUUUGGGAGGAUAAACAGCAUGGAAAUCCCCCCGAUGCAGCCCGACGAGCUCCUCUUGGAGUCCAUCUCUUGAAAACGAGGCAUUCCUCCCCACCUUGGCAUUUCCAUUGCUUGAGUGAAGAUCGUGUUACGUCUCCAAGUACGCAUUAAUGCAUGUUGGUCUCCAAAUACGUGUUAGUACGUGCUGAAUUACCCUCGUGUGCACCAGCUGUGGGGAUCAGACCUGGGACGACAUUCUGACCGAGGGAGGUUUGGUGUUGCUGUUGGGGACAGUUUGCCUUACAGCAUUCUCCAUCAUGGCACACCUAAAACAUCACAGCCACCACCACCAUCAGUGUUUCUCCCAUGCUGGACUGCGAAGGUCUUGCUCCCCUGCAUUUGUUGGUGUUUCAGUGUUUUACCUGUUUAUCAGCUGCGGAAGCCCUUCUGCUGCAGCCUGGCUCUCCACACACUGGGAUCAGGACGCUCAGCAAUCUGCAUGUAAAGCAAACAUCUCCACAGGGAAAACCAAUAAUCUUGCCAAAACCCAGCUGAGUUGGGACCUCAGGGCUGGGAGGACAAGGGGCUGGCAGUGCCAUUCCUCCUGCCAUUGCAGGAGCCCUUUGCUCAAGCCUCUUCACGUUGAUGCAGAUGCUAUGCAGCCUCUCAGUUCUGCUUCAUAACCCAGAAAUGGUCCCAGCCUGCACUGGGGACCGAGAAGCGUUUACAAACCUGACCCGAGUGCAUCCUAUGAACUUCAAACUCGGGGGGAAAUAAAAUGUUCUCAAUGAGCCUUUGCA
This is a messenger RNA of Numida meleagris (helmeted guineafowl), 4706 nucleotides long. Its product is annotated as putative P2Y purinoceptor 10. Gene Ontology annotation, molecular function: G protein-coupled receptor activity. The record is from RefSeq and is a predicted model, not a curated record. The transcript is spliced from 2 exons. NCBI's taxonomy places the organism in Eukaryota, Metazoa, Chordata, Aves, Galliformes, Numididae. Gene Ontology annotation, cellular component: membrane. Gene Ontology annotation, biological process: phospholipase C-activating G protein-coupled receptor signaling pathway; positive regulation of Rho protein signal transduction. The coding region runs from base 2885 to 4000 and encodes 371 amino acids.